AAGUCACUCUGGUUUUGUGUGAGAUAGAGGAGGACGAAGCCCUAUGAGGCAUUUCGUCAGUCGGUUGUCGUUCGCACGCCCCUCCGGCUUCCUUCAGGCGCGAUAUCAAUGCUGUCCGCCCCCUCCGCCGCCGCCUUCCAAUCCCAAAUUGUUUGUGGGAGGUCUCUCUUGGUCUGUUGAUGAAAAGUCUCUCAGGGAUGCCUUCUCUUCCUUCGGCGAGGUCACGGAAGUUAGGAUCAUGUAUGACAAGAGCACUGGAAGGUCAAGAGGAUUUGGGUUCGUCCGUUUUGCAACUGAUGAUGCAGCUAAAUAUGCUAGAAAUGCCAUGGACGGAAAGGCAUUUCUUGGAAGGCCUCUGCGAAUAAGCUUUGCCGUCGAUAAAGUUCGUGGUGUACCAAUUGUUGUUCCUCGGCUUCCGGCAGAUGAAGAAUCAACAAAUUGAGAGUUGUUUGAUAUUUACCCAAACAACUUUAAAAUAUUAUUAUUGUUUGCCUCUCUCGAUUUAAACCAGUCAAAUUUUAGGACAUUUAAGCUUGUUAUAUAACUGAGUCAAGCUGACUCAUGAGCCUAAAAUAAAUCAAGUCAUUGAAAGUUGAUUGUUCAAAUUUGAUUUGAUUUAUUUUUUAUAA
Zingiber officinale is the source of this 629-nucleotide messenger RNA. RefSeq names its product glycine-rich RNA-binding protein 4, mitochondrial-like. The transcript is spliced from 4 exons. Bases 44 to 442 code for a protein of 132 amino acids. Lineage: Eukaryota; Viridiplantae; Streptophyta; Magnoliopsida; Zingiberales; Zingiberaceae. Gene Ontology annotation, molecular function: RNA binding. The record is from RefSeq and is a predicted model, not a curated record.